Molecule: messenger RNA, 2163 nt
Organism: Papilio machaon (common yellow swallowtail)
Lineage: Eukaryota; Metazoa; Arthropoda; Insecta; Lepidoptera; Papilionidae
Product: FERM, ARHGEF and pleckstrin domain-containing protein 2
Exons: 19
Coding region: 304-2163 (619 amino acids)
Molecular function (GO): guanyl-nucleotide exchange factor activity
Source: RefSeq, a predicted model, not a curated record
CGCACGCCGCCCCGCCGCCGCUCUCCCCCGCCGCUCGCAGCUACCGCCUUUGCCACCACGAGGGACAAGGCUGCCCCCGAGCUGGUGACCCGUGCAGAGGUCAAUCAUCAUCCUACGGAGGAUUCACCUCUGCCUCAUCGGACGACGACACCGUUGAUUUCGCCGGAGAGUUCAUGGAGUCAGACGGGUCGCGAAAGUGUCCGCGCGCGCGCUCCCACUCCGCCGCCUCGUGGGCAGCGCCCGCCACCAGAGGAGCUGUCGCCGGAGGAUGAUGAGCGUACGGUAUCAUCUGCGAGCCUAUGCAUGUCGCCGGGGGCGGAGUCCGAGCGCGGGGCGGCGCCGCUCUGCUCCUCAACGCCCUUCGCCCCGCGCCUCACCAACGGAUACGACGUCCUCGACAACCGCGACCGAAGACAUGUUGACAGCUGUGACACUAUCAAUGGAAAUGUCAACGUGCAUAUAGUAUCGGAGUCGACAAACAGCAUGGAUGUGCUAAGUGGGGGCGAGAGCGACGCUGGCGAUACGCUCUCCAGACGGAAUAAUAAUAGUAUAUCAUCUCGCACCGCGUACUGCGGCGAGACGCAGCGGCGGCGCGGUGACGUCACCUACUUCGUGGCCAAGGAACUUCUCAUGACAGAGCGCACUUACAAACGUGACUUAGAACUCGUCACCGUAACGUGGUCCCGACACGUGGGCCGCGUGGCGUGCGCGGGCGCUGAGGGUGCGGAGGCGAGCGCGCUGGCCCGAGGCUGCCUCGCGCUGGAGCCGCUGGCGCUGCCCGCUGGCGCGCUGCUGGCCCGACUUGACCGCGCCCUCGCCACCGCACCUCACAACAGAAACGAGUUUCAAACAAGUUUCGAGUGUCUGCUGACCACCUUUAUGCCGCCUUACUAUGAUGAUAACGAGGAGCCGGAAUAUAAGAAGAUAGCAGAUAUGCUACACGAUUAUCUGACGAACAUAUACGAUGCGUACGAGCAGUACGCGCUGGGUGCGGGCGCGCUGGUGGCGCUGGUGGAGAGCGCUCGACGGCGGGGAGGUGCGGGCGCGCGAGCAGCUGCAGAGUUCGAUGCCACCUCGCCGCUGCCGCUCGCUGCGCUGCUGCUGCGUCCGCUGCACCGCGCACUCCAUCUACGAAGACUGGCACAUGAACUGUCGGUGGGCGGAUGUGGAGGUCGGGCACGCGCCGCGUUGGAGGUGUCAACGCGUAUGGCGGCGCUGGCGCUGCAGCAGCUGCCCCACGUCGAGAACCACAGCGCCCUCUGCCAGGUGCAGCGAGACAUCACCGGUUACGACAAGUUACUGGUGGCUGAGCGCGAAUUCAUCAGACUGGGCUGUCUCUAUAAACAUUCCACGAAGGGCUUACAGCAGCGGAUGCUAUUUCUGUUCAGUGAUCUGUUGCUGAUAACGUCCAAGUGCUCGGUGUCUCAGUUCCGAGCUCACCUCGCACUGCCGCUGCACUCGCUGCAGCUGCUGCCCUCUGACCUGCCGCACUCCUUCACACUGUCAGGAGAGGAUACGUGUGUGGUGUUGAGUGCUGGUAGUGCGGCGGAGCAGGCGGGCUGGUGUGACGCGCUCGCCGCCGCCAUUGAGAGAGCACGAGAACGUCCCACACAUCUUGACACUCAGCUCACGCCUGUUCACACUGACGAAGACGGUCUGAUAAUGUGGUCAAGAUUGCGGAAAGUACAGAAUCAGGCCUGGUCUACGUCCAGCAGUGAAGACUACCAGUCAUCUAGCGGAGCUGGUGGUGGUGCUGGUGGUGGUGCUGGUGGUGGUGCUGGUGGUGGUGCUGGUGGGGCGCUCACGUUCGUGUGCUGGCACCGCACCGCCUCACUCACACGACAGCAUCUCAACCUCGCCAUGCGUACUCAGCUGUCGGGCUAUCUUCUACGCAAGUUCAAGAACUCUCACGGAUGGCAGAAGUUGUGGGUUGUGUUUGCCGCCUUCACGCUGUUCUUCUACAAGAGUUGGCAGGAUGAGACCCCACUCGCCUCAUUGCCAUUAUUAGGGUACACGGUUUGUGCGCCUGCGCCUGAAGACGGUAUCGACAAGGAGUUUGUGUUCAAGCUGCAGUUCAAGAACCAUGUCUACUUCUUCCGCGCAGACAGUCACUUCACAUAUACCAGGUGGAUAGAAGUACUGCAGACACCAAUGUUACAUUGA